AUGGCGGCGGCGGCGGCGGCGGCGGCGGCGGCGGUGGCAGCGCUGGGCCUCAGCGGGUGUGCCAGAGACCAGAUGCUUCAGAACCCCACAGUCCACAGUGGGCAGUCGAAGGCAGCUAUGUUGCUGGCAGAAAAGCUGGGGAGAAGCCGCCAGGGCUGCAUCAUCACAGCAGGACAGGCUGAACAGCUUCCCUAUGGCUCCAUGUCCAUCCGCUGGCCCGGCCGCUCUCUCGGAAGCCAUGCCUGGAUACUCAUAGCCAUGCUGCAGCUUGCAGUCGACUUCCCGUCCUGUGACUCGUUAGGCUCAGGGCCUGAGUUCCGGCUCCUGUCUCGUCCACAGAGGCCCCAGCGGCUGUGGAGUCUGCGAAGCGGACCCCCAACAAGGCUACCAACACCAGCCUGGAGUCCCCGUGCUGCCCGGGCCGAACGUGCCCAUGGGUCCAUACAGAUGCAGACUCCCCGUGCUCGGAGGGCCCACAGGCCCAGGGACCAGGUGGCCACCCUCGGACCCAAAGGGGGACUCACCAAGCCCCCUGCUGCCACGGGAUCCAGUCCUUCCCUCACCUCUGCGUCGGCCUCAUCCUCCAUGGUGGCUGCUGGCACUGCAGAGCAUCAGAGCCUCGUAAGGCGGAGUAGGAGGCACACGCUUGAUGCAGAGUUCAAUGAUUUCGACUUUCGUGGCGGCAGGCCCACGACAGAGACAGAAUUUAUAGCCUGGGGGCCCACAGGGGACGAGGAAGCCCUAGAAUCCAACACUUUCCCCGGUGGCUUCGGCCCCACCACGGUCUCCAUCUUGCAAACACGGAAGACAACUGUGGCCACCACCACCACGACGGCCAGCACGGCCACCACCAUGACAUUGCAGACUAAGGGGGUCACCGAGUCCCUAGAUCCCUGGAAAAGGACCCCUGUUGGGGUUAGCACAACAGAGCCUUCCACCAGUCCCAGCAACAAUGGGAAAGACAUCCAGCCCCCAAGGAUCUUGGGGGAGACCUCAGGUCUGGCUGUACAUCAGAUCAUCACCAUCACCGUCUCCCUCAUCAUGGUCAUCGCUGCACUCAUCACAACUCUUGUCUUAAAAAAUUGCUGUGCCCCAAGCGGGCACACUCGGAGGAACAGCCACCAGCGGAAGAUGAACCAGCAGGAGGAAAGCUGCCAGAACUUAACAGACUUCACCCCGGCCCGGGUGCCCAGCAGCGUGGACAUCUUCACGGCCUAUAACGAGACGCUGCAGUGUUCCCAUGAGUGUGUCAGGGCAUCCGUGCCCGUGUACGCCGAUGAGACGCUGCACUCGACAGGGGAAUACAAGUCCACGUUCAAUGGAAACCGAUCCUCAUCUGCAGAUCGGCAUCUCAUCCCUGUGGCCUUUGUGUCUGAGAAAUGGUUUGAAAUCUCCUGCUGACUGGCCGAAGGCUUUUUACCUCCUGGGGGCGGGGCAGACGCCAUGUGUCUGUUUCAUGGAUUCCGUUGGUGAACUUGUACAAACAAAACAACAAAACAAAAAAUUAUAAAACCUAAAACUAAACUAUCUAAGGAGAGGGUCCCGCACCUGCCGCUUCUGUUGCCCGUGGGAAACUCAGCAGAGCAGGACACCCAAGGCCAAAUCUAUUUUUGUAAAAUUGCUCGUGCCUAGGGGCGCUCCCUUCUCCCAGAGUUUUCUUCGGAGAGCAGAAAGAAGAAAUGCAAGAAGCGACUAGAGACAGCAGAGAAAGCAAGCAGAAGGACAGGAGACAGCUCCCGACGCCUGGGACUCGCACCACGAUUCUGAACCUGUGCCAAUAAUACCACUAUGUGCCAUGUAAUGACCCGGAAGCUCGGCCGGAGCCGAGCCCAGCGAACCACGCGGAGAAAUCUUACAGAGGACAGGGGUGGGGGAUCACUUCCGGUAGAGUCACUAUUUCUGGUUAAUAUACAUAUAUAAAUAUAUAAAUACCAACACACAGACACACACACCUUUUUUGUACUGUAGCAAUUUUUGAAGAUCUUCAAUGUUCCUUUUUAAAAAAAAUUGUGUUAUAGUUACAAAAUUUGAUUUAUUUAACAUGCUUAGUAUGAACAGAAUAAACUCGUGUUUUGUACUUGGGCAACUCACAUCACACGCUGCACACACACA
Molecule: messenger RNA, 2112 nt
Organism: Peromyscus eremicus (cactus mouse)
Lineage: Eukaryota; Metazoa; Chordata; Mammalia; Rodentia; Cricetidae
Gene: Ajap1
Product: adherens junctions associated protein 1
Exons: 7
Coding region: 1-1401 (466 amino acids)
Cellular component (GO): cell-cell contact zone; cytoplasmic side of plasma membrane; adherens junction
Molecular function (GO): beta-catenin binding
Source: RefSeq, a predicted model, not a curated record